This is a messenger RNA of Camelus dromedarius (Arabian camel), 1263 nucleotides long. It is a transcript of the gene ELP5, whose product is annotated as elongator acetyltransferase complex subunit 5. Gene Ontology annotation, molecular function: tRNA binding. Gene Ontology annotation, biological process: tRNA wobble uridine modification. Gene Ontology annotation, cellular component: elongator holoenzyme complex; cytosol; nucleus. The record is from RefSeq and is a predicted model, not a curated record. Lineage: Eukaryota; Metazoa; Chordata; Mammalia; Artiodactyla; Camelidae. The transcript has 8 exons. The coding region runs from base 48 to 983 and encodes 311 amino acids.
CUUGGGUGCCCCGCCUCUUUCAUUUGGAGGGGGUCGGGCAGUGGGCCAUGACGCCAUCAGAGGGCGUCGGAAGAGGGAUGGAAAGCGUGUUGGAGAUGUUGGAGUCGCUUUUGGCUCUUGGCGGCAUGGUGCUGCUACGGGACACCGUGGAGUGGGAGGGGCGCAGUCUCUUGAAGGCGCUUAUCAAGAAAUCAGCACUGUAUGGAGAGCAAGUCCACGUCCUGGGCUGUGAAGUGAGCGAAGAAGAGUUUCGUGAAGGUUUUGACUCCAAUAUCAACAGUCGGCUGGUUUACCAUGACCUCUUUAGAGACCCUCUUAACUGGUCGAAGACUGGGGAAGCCCUUCCUGGGGGCCCCCUGGAAGCCUUGAGAGCCCUGUGCAGGAGGACAGAUCCUGGCCCUGUCACCGUUGCUCUUGAUUCCCUCAGCUGGCUGCUGCUUCACCUUCCCUGCACCACACUCUGCCAGGCCCUGCAUGCUCUGAGCCGGCAGGACCCCUGCCCUGGAAAGCAGGUGCGUGUGCUGGGCCUGCUUCAUGAAGAGCUUCAUGGCCCAGGCCCUGUGAGAGCAUUGAGCAGCCUUGCUCAGGCCGAGGUGACCCUGAGCGGGGCGCUGGGCCAGGCCUCAGCCCACAUCCUCUAUCGAAGGCCCCGACAGCACCCGACCCACCAGACUCAGCGGUUCUCCAUCCUUCCUGACUUCAGCCUGGAUCUCCAAGGGGGGCCCCUGCUAGAGCCCCAGCCCCAACCAGAUCCUCACACACCCCCGGUGGACCCCACGAAUCAUUUGACUUUCAAUCUUCGCCUGUCCAAGAAAGAGAGAGAAGCCAAAGAUAGCCUGACCCUGCCCUUCCAGUUCAGCUCGGAAAAACAGCAGGCUCUACUGCGCCCUGGGCCAGGCCAGGCUACCAGCCACAUCUUCUAUGAGCCAGACGCUUAUGAUGACUUGGACCAAGAAGACCCAGAUGAUGACCUAGAUAUUUGACUGGCCAGGACAUUUGACCAGACUGUAAUUGGAAAGGGAAGAGGGAAACCUUGGGCCCAUAACCAUCCUUCCAUUGUUUGCACUGGCCUUACCCUGUCUCUCCCCCAUCUGUGUUCCUAUGUCUAUGGAGGCCCUGCCCUGUGACCCAUGAGCCUGGGAGCAGCUUCCAAUGAGGACAGAAAGUGGGAUGGGGGCAUAAGGGAAGGUGAGGGAAUAGGAACACCACCACCCCUAAGCCUAAUAAAAAUCUUUAUUUUUUUAAUUAAAAACAAAAACUGUU